Frankliniella occidentalis (western flower thrips) is the source of this 2803-nucleotide messenger RNA. It is a transcript of the gene Tpr2, whose product is annotated as dnaJ homolog subfamily C member 7. Gene Ontology annotation, molecular function: protein binding. The record is from RefSeq and is a predicted model, not a curated record. NCBI's taxonomy places the organism in Eukaryota, Metazoa, Arthropoda, Insecta, Thysanoptera, Thripidae. The transcript has 10 exons. The coding region runs from base 114 to 1610 and encodes 498 amino acids.
GUCCUCUCGUACCCCCUUGAUUGCAGUCUUGCUUUCUUGGGUGCUCAGCUCUUGGGUGCUGGAAGUGAUCACGGCAAACACGGCGUGAGGAGCAAUCCUUUCAGGGAAAUAAUAUGGAGGCUCCUGCUGCGCCAAUUGUCAUAGACCUGGAGCCAGAGACAGAUGAAGUUAUUGAUACCACUCCUGAGAAAACUGCUGAAAUAAAAAAGGAAAAUGGAAACCAACUGUAUAAGAAAAAACAGUACAAGAAAGCCUUACCUUUGUAUACAGAAGCUAUUUUAUUAUCUCCAAAUAAUGCAUCGUACUAUGGCAACAGAGCAGCAUGUUACAUCAUGCUGAACCAGUACAAUGAUGCUUUAGCAGAUGUUCGCAAAUCUUUAGAAAUUGACCCUAAACUUGUGAAGGGAUAUCUAAGAAUGGCUAAAUGCUGCAUGAUGAUGGGUGAUUUGUCUGCUGCUGACAAAGCCUUAUUGAAAGUCCAAGAAAUGGAACCCAACAACCCACAACUUGUUCCUGAAAGAAUAAAUUUAGGUACUUUACAGAAGUACACAGAUGAUGCAGAAAAAUGUCUAGAGAAAAAAGAUUUUCGGAAGGUUGUUUUCCUCAUGGAUCGUGUACUGGAAAUAGUUCGUGGUUGUCAGCGAUUCUUAUUGAUAAAAGCAGAGUCCCUUGCCUUAUUAGGUAGACAUGAAGAAGCUCAGGAAAUUGCCAAUGGUAUAAUUCACGCUGAUGAUAAAAAUGUGGAUGCUGUAUAUGUACGUGGUUUGAGUUUAUAUUACCAAGAUAAUGUCGACAAGGCCUUUCCCCACUUUCGGCAUAUUUUAAAAUUAGCUCCAGAUCAUAAAAAGACUCAAGAAAUUUACAAGCGCGCAAGAGCUCUUGUACAGACAAAAGAGUCAGGCAAUGAAGCCUUCAAGGCCGGAGAACUACAGAAAGCUUAUGAUUUGUAUUCUCAGGCAUUACUGAUAGACCCAUUGAACACUUUCACUAAUGCCAAAUUGUACUUCAAUAGAGCAACUGUCUGUUCCAAGAUGAAUAAACUUCAGGAAGCCAUCUCGGAUUGCUCUGCUGCACUCAAGCUGGAUGAGAAGUAUGUGAAAGCUUUACUCCGAAGAGCAAAAUGUCACACUGACUUGAAUAUGUUGGAAGAAGCUGUGUUUGACUAUGAAAAGGCUGUUCAAAUUGAACGAACCCGGGAUAAUAGAAGACUUCUGCAAGAAGCAAAAUUAGCCUUAAAACGAUCUAAACGAAAGAACUACUACAAGGUUUUGGGUAUUGAUAAAACUGCUAGUGAUGAAGAUAUUAAAAAAGCAUACAAAAAGAGAGCUUUAGAACAUCAUCCAGAUAGACACUCUAAUGCUUCAGAGACCGAAAAGGUUGAACAGGAAAAAAUGUUCAAAGAAGUGGGAGAAGCUUAUGCUAUACUCUCAGAUCCCAAGGAAAGAGCAAGAUAUGACAGUGGCCAAGAUUUGGAGGAAAUGGAAGGGAUGGGCAGUGGUUGGCCUGGUGAUUUUGAUGGAUGUGGGAGAUUCCCUGGUUUCUUUGCUGGUCCCAGUGCAGGAUUUAAUGUCGGUGAUGGCCUUGGAGGCUACACUUUCCACUUUGGUUAGUUAGAGGCAAGUCGGUAUUGCUCAUUCAUUUGUGUCUACAUUCCUAAAUCAUACUUGACUAGGAUGCUGCACUUUGUGGGGUUCCAUAAUAAAAUAAGUUUUUACCUUUAUUUUUGAAAUCAACACAGCAUUGUCUACCCCUCCCUUUUUUAAAAAACGAAAUAAAAUAUGUUGGAUUGUUUGUUAUCCAAGUUGACAUUUUUCACAUCGUAUUUUAUGUUGUUCAUGAUACCAGCAUGUGUUCUCUCAUAAUUGGUCUGAACAGCUCGGAUUAGACCUGUGAUAGAUGUUCAAACUUGUAUCAUUGUUCAAACCAGUGACUUCUAUGUUUGACAGUAAUAUUUUGUGCUCUUUAGUGUCGAGUUGAAGUUUUUGCUAAGUUUCUUUAUUUAUUGUGUGAUUUAACUGGUGGUCAGAAGCGUGUGAAUAUUGGUGAUGACACUGAUGUUAACUGAUUAUAAAUUAUGUAUCCUAGGUAGAAAUUACCUUGUAUGGUAGACUAGAUCUAAUGAUAGUUAAAUGCUAAAAGACGCUUUCAGUGUUGUUUCCAACACACUCAAUGGUCUAUUUUUAAACUUAUGAAGGGAGUGUUUGACUCUUACUUUUUUUUCUUUGACAAAAUUUGAGUGUACGUAUAACAUGCCGUUUUUUUUAAAUCCUGUGUUAUCUACUCUUAAAUGAAGACUUUCUGUUACAUAUGCCAAAUCAAAUCAUCUCCUGAUGGGUUGGGGUGUGUGUCUUGAGUAUGUACUCCCACUGAAACAAAUUUGAAGGAAAGCUGUAGUCCAAACUUCUUUUGUCCUGUCAAUUAAAAGUUAGGUGUUUCUGGACUGUGUUAUAAAUAAAAUAGGCCUGAAUGGCAAAUAAGGAUAACUGAAUUUAGCUGUAGAAUCUAAUUAAGUAGAAUAAACUUUAAAAUAAUUGAUUUAAACUUCUAUGCUGUGAUUAUAAAUAUGCCAGUUGUUAUGGCUAAUAAUUAAAGUUAGUUUGUCAAGGUCCGUACUAAACAUUGUGCACUUUCUUUGGGCUUUUAAAUUGAAACUUAAUGUACAAGAAGAAAUCUGUCUCCUUCUCAUCAUCUGCCCUGUUUAAUAGUACUUGGAAAAUUAUUCUGAGCCAUCAAUGUAAUUACUGUACAUAAUUUGCUAAGCCAUUAACUUUGUAAUAAUAAACUAGAUGCCAUUGCACCCAAA